UAGGAAUGGGCAGUGGCUGUUCACAUUCAGUAUACCUUUUCCAUUCGCUAACAAGGCCUUGCCAGGCUGGGACAGAGUUGUUCCUUUUUGACUCCAGAGAGAGAAGCCACUGAGAGGAUUCCAGGGAGCCAUGGAACGGCUGCAAGUCACCGUUCUUUUUCUCCUUCUGUCCAGUCUUUGCAGUGGUGAAGAGAAUGAAGAUGCUAAAAAUACAUCUACUCCUGUGUUGCCAUCAAUGAUUUCUACAACAACCCCUACACCAACACCAAAUCCUGUUGUCAAAUCAACAUCUCCUAUAGGAACAACCAACAAUGAAUCAUUAAAAACAUCUCUGGUGUCAACAGUUUCUUCAUUACCAACAGUUAAAGAUGAAGAAUUAAGAACCACAACCAAUGGUACCACAAAGAAUGAGUCCAUCAUUACAAAAGUAACAGAGGCAAAUAUUCUACUUUCAAAGGCUGUCUCAACAUCACAAAGUUUCCAAAACAAGACUGACAAUCAAAGUUUAACCAAAACAACAGAAAUACCAGGUAAAACUCCACAACCAGAUACAUCGCAUUCUAAAACCAGCACAUUACCCUCAGUGUCAACUACAGUUACAGAAAACCUCUUGCAAUCUCAAGGCCCUGAGGAUGGAAAAAAUGCAAGCUCUCCAGCAACCAGCCCCUCUUACUCCAGUAUUAUUUUGCCGGUUGUUAUUGCUUUGAUCGUAAUAACACUUUCAGUGUUUGUUGUAGUGGGUCUGUAUCGAAUGUGCUGGAAGACAGAUCCAGGCACUACGCCGGAAAAUGGAAAUGAUCAACCUCAGUCGGAUAAAGAGAGUGUGAAGCUUCUCACUGUUAAGACAAUUUCUCACGAGUCUGGUGAGCACUCUGCACAAGGAAAAAGCAAGAACUGACAACUUGAUGAAUCCUCCCUACAACUAGGCAAUAAAUAUGCUUCACCUUCAGCUUCUCUGCUCCAAGGCUGGGAAGGGGGAGACUCCAGCAGAAUCAGUCCCACCUCCCAGUCCUGUGGCCCGCCUGCACCAACUGCUGUCCCAAUAAAGUGAUGUCCAGUGGGCAUGCAGUGAUUUGACAGAAUCAGAAAGAAUUCUUGGUCUCUCCUGACUUUUGUGACUGAGAAGCACAUGACCCCUUUUUAUAGAAACAUUCCUAGGAAAGCAAUUUUUAGGAGGGGUUGUUGAGAGCAGUGAACCUGACAGUCCAGGAAGGUGGGCUCGCUGAAGGCACACCCCUCCUGGAGUUAAAAGUUUCCAGGGCUGACAAUUUUUGUCCAUGAGGAUUUUACUACUUUCUGGGUGUCCUUUUAUUACCUAAUGUCUGUAUUUAUUGUUUUCCACUAUGUUAAUGCAGAAAACAUUUGCAAAUAUGUUAUUAAAUAUUAGCUAAAAAUCAUACCAUGCCAUUUUGUAUAUAUAUUUUAUUCCCAUUUUAAUGUGUUACUUUUAACAAAUAAUUAAUGUACUAAACGCUAAAGUUAUCAUAACAUGACUGUGAAAAUUGCAAUGGUAUUGUUUUACCAUAAUUGUGAAUUUGUUUUGAUUGAUUAUUAGAAUAUGAGAACUUUCUAACAGAAGGUGUCUGUAAUAAAUGAGAAAGGGACAAAGGAUUCACCUAUCAGAGCCUGUUAUGGGGAUGGCAGUUUGUCAUUUAUUUGGUCUUUCUAUUUGUCAUUCACAGUAUGUGACAAGGAUGGAAGGGCAUUUAUGACACCAUACUGUAUUCCUUCAGAUAAUAGGAUCAAGAUUUUUCAUUAAUCUAUCUGGUUGAUACUAGCUCUGCGUUUUUUUUAUUUCUUACAGAAGUGUAAUGAUUUGUUCCAGCAAUAAUUGCCAAAUCUCUGGUUUGCAGAAAACUAACAUUUCAUAAAUAUAUAAUUAUGAUAUUAUUCUUCAGUGUAUCACUUCCUUAAAAAUACCCUGUGAUUAUAGCUGUCACUCCAUCAGCAGCGAAUUCUUCUGUUGAGAGAUGACGGAGCAAACUUGACCACUUCCUUGACACAUGGGAUCAAAAUGUCAAGUUGGCUGUGGAAAGCUUUGGAAGUAAUAAGUCGCCAGUGAAAGCUUUUUAACUUUUAUUGCUUCCUAAGCUGAUUUCAGCACUAAAUUAUCUUCCUGAUCUGAGAGCAGUGUGGUAGAGGUAGAAUGGUAUUUUUAAAGCUGCCUUUUAAAAUUUCUUUUGUUGUAAUGUAUUUGACAACUUCCAGCUUUAGGGAUUAUAUAAUCAUCUUGAUUUUAAGUUCCUGCUGUUUGGACUAUUUAUAAUCAAGGACAUCAAGCAAGAAUAACCAUAACUAAAUUUCCAACUGAUGUCUCUUUGAGAAGAAGGAUGGGAAAGGGGAAAAAAGAAAAGAAAAGGAAGAGAAGAAAGAAAAGGAUCUCCGCUGUGUGUGCUUUCACUUUAGGGCUGCUGUGCUCACUUUUACUU
Nycticebus coucang (slow loris) is the source of this 2429-nucleotide messenger RNA. RefSeq names its product endomucin (gene EMCN). The record is from RefSeq and is a predicted model, not a curated record. Lineage: Eukaryota; Metazoa; Chordata; Mammalia; Primates; Lorisidae. The transcript is spliced from 12 exons. The coding region runs from base 131 to 898 and encodes 255 amino acids.